Molecule: messenger RNA, 1779 nt
Organism: Verticillium alfalfae VaMs.102
Lineage: Eukaryota; Fungi; Ascomycota; Sordariomycetes; Glomerellales; Plectosphaerellaceae
Product: protein kinase domain-containing protein
Exons: 6
Coding region: 1-1779 (592 amino acids)
Biological process (GO): intracellular signal transduction; protein phosphorylation
Cellular component (GO): cytoplasm
Molecular function (GO): protein serine/threonine kinase activity; ATP binding
Source: RefSeq, a predicted model, not a curated record
AUGCAGACGGCACGAGGCAAGGCCGACCUGCUGGGUCGCAAGGCCAAGCUAGCCAAUUCCUACCAAGAGCUUCUCGAUGAAUUCGCGAACAAAGACCUAAAGUCCGUUGGCAACUACACCCUGGGCCGCCUCAUCGGCAAGGGCUCCUUCGGCAAGGUCUACCUUGCCAGCCACAAGCUUAUCAACAACUCCAAGGUUGUCCUCAAGUCUGCCAACAAAACUGAUUCCAACCUGGCCCGCGAGAUUCACCAUCACCGGCGGAAAAGUAUGCCGGCGAAAAGGUCGGAGGUCGGGAGUCUGGGCGUCAUUCUGUACGCCCUAUUGUGCGGUGAACUGCCGUUCGACGACGACGACGACGCUGUUACUCGAAACAAGAUUCUCACUGAAGACCCCAAGUUCCCGGAACACCUACCUGCCGACGCGGUCUCUCUGAUGAAGUCGCUCCUUUCGAAGCGGACGCUGUUACGACCCUCAUUGCCAGAUAUCCUGGCGCAUCCAUUCUUGUCCGAAUAUGCAGCCUCCCAGCAAGCCAUUCUGCAGAGCCAGGCCCCACCCACGUUCUCGACUCACUUGGAGAAGGAGACGCUUCACCGCAUGAAGGGCGCUGGCGUGAACAUUGAUGCCGUCAUCGAGAGCGUCGUGGCCCAGCGUUGCGAUGCGCUGGCUGGCUGGUGGUCCCUGCUCAUCGAGAAGGAGGAGAAGAAGCUGAGGAGGAAGGAACAGAAGCGACGGGAGAGAGACGUCGAGAGCAGGAGUCUGCGUCGUCUUUCCGCCGCCUCCAGCAGGCUCGAACGCAUGGCGCCAGUAUUGCCCGAGGUUGACGAAGACGGGGGCUUCACAAGCGGGAUGAUGAGGCUGGGGGAGCAGCCGCUGCCUAGAACGCGCGGUAGGACCGAACGUCGCAGCGCGCAUUAUACCGACUUUGAACUGCCUGGGCUGCCCGAACAUGGAAAGGAAAGCGGCGGGUCCAGCCCGGAUGUGCCACCGCGCCCUGUCGACAAAGACUCUAUCCGAUCCGCCAGCACGCACAGGCAUGCAAACAAGAGAGGAAGCCAUUCGACGCCGAAUCUUGUCGACAAAAAUGGCAGCGUGAACGGGAGCAAGCACUCCAAAGAGCCCAGCCCACGUCCGCAAACGAGCAAAUACCCUACCAUUGAUUCGGGUAUUCCGAGGGCUAAAGCCUCGCUGCCCAAAGGCGUUGUGGCUAAUGGCCACAUUACCAAGACGAUGCCGCCGGCUACGAUGGGAGGUAGCCUUCAUAGCCCUACGCGGGCACCGGCCUCAAUGUCGGGGCCGCAUGGCCCGCCGAGGAUUACGACCAGUAACUCCUACAAGCGUCAGUCGCUGUCGCCAUCGCCGAUGACGCCCCGGUCCACCAUGCGCCGAUCCUCCGCGGGACUGCGUGGGCGCAAGUCAACCUCUUCUUCUGUGUCCUCCAUACGUUCCAUGCACCACCACCAUCACACACACUCCAAAGCGUCAUCUACGAGCUCAAACGGCUCGAUGUCUGGCGUGAAAACCCCCCUUCAACGGGGUCACUCGCCCCACCACUCGGUCAAGGUCCUGCCUGCGACGCCAACCACCUCGUCUUUCCCAUCGAGCCUCCGCCUCGUCAGGGGCUCUGGACCGCCCGCCCCGAUUUCUGUUUUCAACGAGGGCAUGCCGUCAUCCUCCGCGGACCACCAAGCACCAGGCUCGCCGAAUCCCUUUGGCGCUGGCGGUGUCCUUUUCGCCAAGCGCAAGCGCAGCCCUCUUCAAAGGACCCAUGUUAUCUCUUAA